UUAACGGUUGCGGUAUUUCAUUCUCCAACAAGCAGUGGCUCAAGCUUCGGUCGACCCCAGCGUUACAGGGUCCAUGACGCUAGCUUGAACUCUUCGCUCUUCUGCUUUUGGGUAUUAUGGUCCUUGGCUGACCACGUUUCCUUACUCACCCAAGUCCAACCACACCCAGGUCUCUCUCAUCUCCCAGAUCCCACCCCCCCCCGACCAAAAACCCAGAAAAAUCAUUUUCCUUUCAUCUCCGAAGUCUUCCUCAAUGAACCCAAAUCCCAAUCCGCAAUGUUAAAUCCUCUCCUCAAAAACCCAUCUCCCAAACUCUUUUCCCUCUCAUUACUCCGCCACCAUAUCCUCGCCUUCAGCUCCCAACCAACCAACCAAUCUUCAUUAGUCUCCAAAAUCUGCAAUAUAUUAUCCCAUCGUCAAUGGAAACAAAAUUUAGAACUCCUUCACUUAACCUCCGACCUGAAACCCCACCACGUGUCCCAAAUAAUCACCACCCACAAAAACACUGACUCCGUUUUGGAAUUCUUUUUCUGGGUCUCAAUGCGGCAUUUUUACAAGCAUGACAUGGGUUGUUACGUUUUGAUGUUGAAUAGGCUCGCUAAAGAUCGAAAGUUUCCUCCGGUGGAUCAUGUUAGGAUUCUGAUGAUCAAGGCUUGUAGAAAUCAGGAAGAAGUUAAAAGGGUAAUUGAGUUUUUAAAUGGGUUUAAUCAGAAUUCUGGUUUUGGCUUUACUCUAUAUAGUUUCAAUACACUUUUGAUUCAAUGCGGAAAAUUUGAGAUGGUUAGUUUAGCUCAAGAUGUUUAUAGCCAAAUGUUGAAUACUGGGAUUAAACCAAGUUUAUUGACAUGUAAUACUAUGAUUAAUAUUUUUUGUAAGAAAGGGAAGGUUCAUGAGGCUGAGUUGAUUUUCAACAAGAUUUUUCAAUACAAUAUGUGCCCAGAUACGUUUACUUAUACGUCGUUGAUUUUAGGGUAUUGUAGGAAUCAGAAUUUGGAUUUGGCUUUUGAGGUUUUCUAUAAAAUGGUGAAGGAGGAUUGUGAUCCUAAUUCGGUCACGUAUUCAAAUUUGAUCAAUGGGUUGUGCAAUGUAGGUAGGGUAGAUGAGGCACUUGGUAUGUUCGAAGAGAUGGUUGAGAAAGGGAUUAAACCGACUGUUUAUACUUAUACUGUUCCGAUUAGUUCAUUAUGUGAGUUUGGUCGUGUGGAUGAGGCAAUUGAAAUUGUGGGUAGUAUGAGGACGUGGGGGUGUUAUCCUAAUGUGCAGACGUAUACCGCAUUAAUAAGUGGAUUAUUUCGGGUGCAGAAGCUUGAAAUGGCAGUUGGAUUCUACCACAAAAUGGUAAAGAAUGGUUUGGUUCCUAGCACGGUUACGUACAAUGUACUAAUAAAUGAAUUGUGUGCUGAAGGAAGAUUUGCCAUUGCUUUGGAUAUUUUUAAUUGGAUGCUGAGACACAGUACAUUGCCGAAUACCCAAACAUACAAUGAGAUUAUAAAAGCAUUGUGCUUAAUGGGUGACACUGAGAAGGCAAUGGCUCUCUUCCACAAAAUGCUCAGGAUUGGUCCCUCUCCAACUUUGAUAACCUAUAACACACUUAUUGGGGGAUACCUUAGAAAAGGGAAUCUAAACAAUGCUAUGAGAUUGUUAGAUAUGAUAAAGGAGACUGAACGUGGACCUGAUGAGUGGACUUAUUCUGAACUUAUUUCAGGGUUUUGCAAGUGGGGACAGUUGGAUUCAGCAGUCAGUCUUUUCUGUGAAAUGAUAGAACGUGGGCUAACUCCAAAUCAGGUUAGUUACACUGCUAUGAUUGAUGGUUACUGUAAGGAAGGGAAAAUGGAUGCUGCCGUGUCAUUAUUUGAGAGGAUGGAGCAACAUGGCUGCUGUCCUGAGAUUGAAACUUAUAAUGCCAUAAUAAAUGGUUUGUCUCAAAACAAUCAGUUUUCUGAAGUGGAAAAAUUAAUCAGUAAGAUGGUAGAGAAAGGAUUGCGGCCUAAUGUCAUUACCUACACAUGUAUGAUCGAUGGGAUUUGUAAAAAUGGUGGGACUGAUCUUGCAUUUAGGGUUUUCCUGGAAAUGAAAGAGAGAAAUUGCUCACCAAAUGUUUACACAUAUAGUUCACUUAUUCAUGGCCUAUGUCAAGAGGGGAAGGCUAAUCAUGCAGAAAAUUUACUUGAUGAAAUGAUAGGCAAAGAAUUGGCACCUGAUGAGGUAACAUUUACCUCACUCAUUGAUGGUUUUGUUAUGCUUGGUAGGUUAGAUCACGCAUUCUUGCUUCUGCGUCGGAUGCUUGAUGCAGGUUGUAAACCUAAUUACAGAACUUUCAGUGUGUUGUCGAAAGGGUUGCAAAAAGAAUUCAAGUUGCUAACAGAAAAGGUUGUUUCUCAAAACAGAGUGGUGUGUGGUGGUAGAAUUGAUGACAGAUUUGCAAAUUUUGGGUUGAUGCGUAACCUCCUAUCUACAUUGUCUGGCAAUGGUUGUGAACCUAAUGUUGAUAUAUACAGUGCAUUAGUCACUGGCUUGUGUAGGGAAGGCAGAUAUUAUGAGGCAAGUCAGUUAGUGGCACAUAUGAAAGAGAAAGGUCUUUGUCCCAAUAAAGACAUCUUGUUCUCUCUAAUAUUUGCACAAUGUAGGAACUUAGAAGUGGAUCAUGCUCUAGAAACUUUUAACCUCACAUUGAUUAAAGGUUGGGAGCCUCCUUUAUCAAAUUAUAGAGAAGUCAUUUGUGCCCUUUGCAAGGCGGGUCGAGUGAAAGAAGUUCAGAAUUUGUUUGAGAGCUUGAUUGAGAAACAAUGGAGUUCUGAUGAGAUUGUUUGGACGGUGUUGAUUGAUGGUUUGCUGAAGGAAGGAGAAUCAGAUUUAUGCAUGAAGCUUCUUCAUGUCAUGGAAUCUAGAAAUUGUCCUCCUAAUUUUCAGACAUAUGUAAUUUUGGCCAGAGAAUUCUCGAAAUAUGGAUUGAUAGAAGUAGAUCAAAUUGGUAACAAGUUGAGAAUUGUGAGGAAUACACAAUGAGUUGAGCUUGCUUCUAAGAGCCGGAAUGUAGCACCAUCCCCAGCAAGACGGAUAAAUAUAUCUUUCAAAUGGGCUUUGGUUAUAAACAGAUUGAUUGCACACAUGUAAAUAAAAUUUUGGGUUCUCAUUACUUUGUAGCUCCAUCAUUUUGUAAAUGAAACUGGAUAUUUUUUAAAUUUGAUAGUUGGACCCCAUGGCAAGAUAGCAAGAAGAUACUUGUGGGCUAGAAGAACUGAUCAUGCUCAGAUGUCCCACGUAUUUUGUCCUAAUUAUGGAGUUCAACAAUUCUUGAAGGAUAUGAAUUUCUGAGCUUUAAAGUAAUCAAAUUCUUGAACUGUUAGAAAAGUGCAGUUUAUUGUACUGCUAUCGCUAGUGGAGCAAAAUGCUACUCAUUACUGCCAGCAUCUUGCUAAGCAUCUGCUGGAUUUCAUUAUGUGCUGAGUUGUUUGCAAUGCUGUCUCGUACAUAUUCAAUCAACCUUGAUAACUGGUUAUGAAGCAAAACCAGAUUGGAGAAGCAUCAUUCAAAUGGAAAAGAAAAGAUUCCAUAAAAUGACGAUUUCUUGUCAGCAAAUUUGAUUUCCAUCCAAAAAUUUGUGUGAUCAUAUAUUUUUUGACAUCAUAUUUAUUUCACAUCACCAUUGUUCCAUGGAAUAUUUCUCCAGAUGGUAAAUGUGGAAAAAUAUGCACCCUCUCCAAAAUAAAAGAGAAGAAAAAGGGCGGGGAAUUGGGACUUGCACGAUAACUAUUUUGAAUUCACUAUAUAUGCGUCUUCUCUGAGUAGCCAUGCACAACUAAGCUCUCAGCCAAAAGCUCAAACAGUGACUUCCCCUACCUAACCUGCAUUUGUCAUUUAUUCUCUUAUUCACUCUCUCUAAUAUAACCAUUGCACUACUUUUUACAUGGCUGGCCUGGCAUGUUCUCUCUAAGUUCUUGAAGUCUCACCUCGCCCUCAGACCAUGUCUGUCAAUCCCUCCCUCUUUCUCUUCACUUUCGUUGGGCUCUAUAACCUGCUUUUGAUUGUGUGGCAAUACCAUAAGGAUGUACCUCAAAGUGCCCUCAUGAAAAAGCUUCCAUGGGGAUUGAGCAUCAAUCAUAUCCCUUUUGGGAGAAACCAUAAAGUAGUUAACAACAGAUCAAUAUUAUUAAUAUAGUGUUUCACUA
This is a messenger RNA of Theobroma cacao (cacao), 4169 nucleotides long. RefSeq lists its product as uncharacterized. NCBI's taxonomy places the organism in Eukaryota, Viridiplantae, Streptophyta, Magnoliopsida, Malvales, Malvaceae. Gene Ontology annotation, molecular function: protein binding. The record is from RefSeq and is a predicted model, not a curated record.